Echinops telfairi (small Madagascar hedgehog) is the source of this 1992-nucleotide messenger RNA. RefSeq names its product E3 ubiquitin-protein ligase TRIM39-like. The transcript has 7 exons. The record is from RefSeq and is a predicted model, not a curated record. Bases 115 to 1581 code for a protein of 488 amino acids. Gene Ontology annotation, molecular function: protein binding; zinc ion binding. Lineage: Eukaryota; Metazoa; Chordata; Mammalia; Afrosoricida; Tenrecidae. Gene Ontology annotation, biological process: protein stabilization; positive regulation of apoptotic signaling pathway; negative regulation of proteasomal ubiquitin-dependent protein catabolic process.
CGCCCGCGACCCGACUUUCCCCACCAGUCCCACUCCUGUGUCGGGGCUCCAGGCCUUGCACGUUAGCCUCCCUUUUCUGCAGCUGCACAGCCGACGGGACGAGAGAGUUAAACAAUGGCAGAGAUGGCCCUGUCAGAGGCUGGGGCCUGUGCCGCCUCCACAGCUGCCGCUCUGGAGAACUUGCAGGUGGAGGCCAGCUGCUCCGUGUGCCUUGAGUACUUGAAGGAGCCCGUCAUCAUUGAGUGCGGUCACAACUUCUGCAAAGCCUGCAUCACCCGCUGGUGGGAGGACCUGGAGAGGGACUUCCCGUGCCCCGUGUGUCGAAAGACAUCCCGAUACCCCAGUCUCCGGCCUAAUCGGCAACUGGGCAGCAUGGUGGAAAUUGCCAAGCAGCUCCAGGCCGUCAAGAGGAAGAUCCGGGAUGAGAGCCUCUGCCCCCAGCACAAUGAGGCCCUCAGUCUUUUCUGCUAUGAAGACCAAGAGCUUGUGUGCUUGGUAUGUGCCAUUUCCCACACCCACCGGGUGCACAUCGUCGUGCCACUGGACAACGCCACACAGGAGUACAAGGAGAAGCUGCAAAAGUGCCUGAGCCCCCUGGAGCAGAAGCUGCAGGAUAUCACCCACUGCAAGUCCUCUGAGGAGAAGAAGCCCGGAGAGCUCAAGAAACUGGUGGAGAGUCGCCGGCAGCAGAUCUUAAAGGACUUUGAAGAGCUCCACCGACGCCUGAAUGAAGAGCAGCAGGCGCUGCUCUCACGACUGGAGGAAGAAGAACAGGAUGUUCUGCAGCGACUCAGAGAAAACGCUGCUCAGCUCGGGGACAAGCGCCGGAACCUGGCCCAUUUAGCUGCUGAGGUGGAGGGAAAGUGCUUGCAGUCGGGCUUCGAGAUGCUUAAGGAUGUCAAAAGUACCCUCGAAAAAUGUGAGAAAGCGAAGACCAUGGUGGUGACUUCCGUAUCCAUACAGUUGGAGAAGAACUUUAGCAAUUUCCCUCGGCAGUACUUUGCCCUGAGGAAGAUCCUUAAACAGCUCAUUGCGGACGUGACCCUGGACCCGGAGACUGCGCAUCCUAACCUAGUCCUGUCAGAAGAUCGGAAGAGUGUCAAAUUUGUGGAGACGAGAUUGCGGGAUCUCCCUGACACACCACGGCGCUUCACCUUCUACCCUUGCGUCCUGGCCACGGAGGGUUUCACUUCAGGCCGACACUAUUGGGAGGUGGAGGUGGGCGACAAGACCCACUGGGCAGUGGGUGUGUGUCAGGACUCUGUGAGCCGAAAGGGGGAGCUGACUCCGCUUCCUGAGACUGGCUACUGGAGGGUGCGCCUGUGGAACGGGGACAAAUACGUGGCCACCACCACACCUUUUACGCCCUUGCACAUCAAGGUGAAACCUAAGCAGGUGGGCAUAUUCCUAGACUAUGAGGCUGGCACGCUGUCCUUUUACAACGUCACAGACCGCUCGCAUAUCUACACCUUCACUGACAGGUUUACUGAGAAACUGUGGCCCCUCUUCUACCCGGGCAUCCGGGCUGGUCGGAAGAACGCUGCACCCCUCACCAUCAGGCCUCCGACAGAUUGGGAGUGACAGGAGAAGCACCCUGGUUUCUAGGGUAUGAGGAAUGGGCCGGGACGAGUGCACAGCUCACUGAGGGGUGUCUUGUCUAGUGUCCGCCGGGUUUUCUGUUGCACAGGGCUGGGCAGGGAAGGAAGGAAGAGGGGCUGUUGCAGAAACCAAGUCCAUAGGAGGGAAAUCUGCUUUCCCCACAUGGAAGGAGGAAACAGCCCUUUCCAUUCUUGUCUGAUUUCCCCACACUGAAGGAGGAAACAGAGCCCUUUCUACACUUGGUGGGGUUUGCUGACCAGGAAUACUCCUUUCUCAGGGAAGGUCAGAGGUUUAUGUUCCUAGGAUAACGAUGAAUGACGGUUAUACUGCAGGUUCUACAAGUUGGGGAGUAUUUCUGGGGCAGAGAUUUGGCAUUAAAGUGAGGGAAAUUGG